This is a messenger RNA of Aspergillus chevalieri, 1662 nucleotides long. RefSeq lists its product as uncharacterized. Gene Ontology annotation, biological process: mRNA splicing, via spliceosome. The transcript is spliced from 2 exons. Lineage: Eukaryota; Fungi; Ascomycota; Eurotiomycetes; Eurotiales; Aspergillaceae. The record is from RefSeq and is a predicted model, not a curated record. Gene Ontology annotation, cellular component: nucleus. Bases 1 to 1662 code for a protein of 553 amino acids.
AUGAACAACGAACAAUUCCGUCGCCUCAUCCAAGACAACAACAACCCCAGCUCAAGCCCCAGCUCAAGCAGUAAUCAAGAUGGAAGCACCGGUAACGCGACGCCCGCGACAGCCCUGGGCUCGCGAAUGCGCUCGAGUAUUCCCAUGACACCUCGCUCCCUAACAACCCCCAACUUCGCCCGCCAACUAGCCGACUACCGCCGCGAAAACAACACCCAUCAACCACCGACGAAACGCUUCAAAUCUAGCGCCGCACCAAAGGGCACGAAACUACCCACUGGCUACCAAGAUCGCGCAUCACUACGGCAAUCACAGGAUGAUAGCGCGGAGAACAUUGAGAAGCGGAUUAGGGCGCUGGAGGAGAUGGUGAAGGAGGGGAAGAUUGAUGAGGCGACGUUUGAGAAGUUACGAGCGGAGUUGGGCGUGGGCGGGGAUGUGGGGAGUACGCACAUGGUUAAGGGGUUGGAUUGGGAGUUGUUGAGGAGGGUUCGGGCGGGGGAGGAUGUUAGUAAGGGGCCUGAGAAGGCUGUUGAAGAUGAGAAGGAGGGAGAACGGGAGGAAGGGGACGGAGCAGAGGAAGAGGAAGUAGACUUGGAGGCGGAGUUUGAGCGGGUAACGGAGGAGAAGGGACGGGAGGAUAUUGCCCCUGUUGCUCCGAAGGAGAAGGAGAAGAAGAAAGGGACGAUGGCUCCGCCGCCGGUCCCUGCGCAGGCACAGGCGCAGGCGCAGAAGAAAUCCCGGGAUGAGAUUUUACGACAACUGAAAGCAAGUCGCGCAGCUCCUGUCGCAGAACCUGCCCCACCGCCGCCGGAGUCGACGCUGGGAUCCAAGUUCAAGAAACUGGGCGAGUCGAGACCAGAGAAGAAGCGGUGGGUGGAGACUGACGAGAACGGUCGGCGGAGAGAGGUCCUUCUUAUUACCGAUGCUAAAGGGAAUACGAAACGGAAGACAAGAUGGCUGGACAAGCCCGGUGAGUCUAACGGUCUUUUGGUGCCUGAUAAAGAUGCGAAACCGCUGGGCAUGGAGGUACCUGCAGAGGUCGCAUCGAAGACGGCGGCCGCCAGUACUCCCGUAGAAGACGAAGACGAAGAUAUCUUCGAGGGAGUGGGCGCAGACUACAAUCCGUUGGCAGAUAUCGGCGAAGACGGUUCCUCGUCAGAGUCAGACGAGGAGGUCCAGGGUGCCAUAAAAGGCCCCAAAAAACCUACAUCUGCAGAAGGGUCUGCACCACCGUCUACAGAACCUAUUCGGCCAUCACGACCACGGAACUACUUCUCGACGUCCACGCACGACGAGCCCAUGGAAGAAGAAGAAGACCGUGCCCGAGCCAACCCACUCACCCGGGACCCCACUUUACUGGCAGCGCUCAAACGAGCAGCCGCGCUACGCCAAGCGUCGCCAACCGCAGGUGGAGACGAAGAAAAAGACGACAGCCGUAGUCAGCGAUUCUUGGAGGAGAUGCGGCGUCGCGAGGCGCAGGAUGCCAUGGAUAUGGACAUGGGUUUCGGAGGCAGUCGGAUCGAGGAUGAGGAGGAUGAGGAAUUUAUUGGCUUGGAGGAGGGGGGACGUGGGGGGCAAAAGAGGAAGCGAGGACCGAAGAAGAGGAAGGGAGACAAGGAAAGUGCAUCGGAUGUACUGGGGGUGCUGGAGAGCCGGAAGUAG